This is a messenger RNA of Numida meleagris (helmeted guineafowl), 3235 nucleotides long. RefSeq names its product solute carrier family 39 member 11 (gene SLC39A11). NCBI's taxonomy places the organism in Eukaryota, Metazoa, Chordata, Aves, Galliformes, Numididae. The coding region runs from base 758 to 1813 and encodes 351 amino acids. The record is from RefSeq and is a predicted model, not a curated record. Gene Ontology annotation, cellular component: membrane. The transcript is spliced from 11 exons. Gene Ontology annotation, biological process: zinc ion transmembrane transport. Gene Ontology annotation, molecular function: zinc ion transmembrane transporter activity.
ACACACUGCCCGCACGCCGCGGGCCUGCCCCGGCCUCAGCACCGAGCUCGGGUCCUCCUGGGGGCUGGUAACCGGGGCUUCCCUCCCGCCUGGCUCACAGGGCAGCGCCCAGCCCCGUCCCCAGCUCCAGGCCGCGGAGCCGGGCCCCAACGCAGCCCCGAGGCCCGGCGGGCAGCGCUAGGGGGAGCCCUUGCCCCUGGAGGCAGCAGGAAAGCAGCGUGCGCUGGUGCUGAGGGCAGUUCUUCCCAGGGCAGUUCUUGGCCUUCUUCUACCACGGCUCCUCUACAGACUGAACAUUUUCUGAUCACAGCACAGAGCCGCCCAUCCCUGCACGCGUACCUAUGUGUGUGCUCAGAGUUCUAUGUAGAGCUGACCAGCUGCAAGGCAGCGUAGCCAACAGGCACACCAACAGGGGCCGAGGGGCAAAAAUUCGUGUUUUGAAGGGGUUUAUUUGCGUGGAAACCGCAGAUCGCAAAGCUGCCCUGCGCGGUGGUCGGCACUGCUGGCUGCAGGGCUGAACUUUCACGGUUUGUAGCAGAGCCAGUGUCCGAACUCGUGCAGCACAGAACUCGGUGUUUCCCUGGCAAUGCGCUGUGUCUCCAAGCACACACGCUCCUGCGUGCGCAACCCUCCCCGGUGUCAUUUUCUCCAGUAGAUUAAAUCUCCAGCAGUGGCAAUUAACAGGCUCUGAUCUCUUCAGAAGCAGCACAGAGGUGUUGCCAGCCUGAAAAGACAACGUUCUGCCUUGGAGCUGUUCAUGGCUGCUGCUCCCCGUGGGCUCAGCAUGAUCCCGGGGCAGGGCCCGGUGCUGCAGGCGGUGCUGGGAACCCUCCUCACCUGGGGGCUGACGGCGGCUGGCUCGGCGCUGGUGUUCGUCUUCUCCAGCGGGCAGAGGCGGAUCCUGGAUGGGAGCCUGGGCUUUGCUGCGGGGGUCAUGCUGGCCGCCUCCUACUGGUCCCUCCUGGCCCCAGCUAUCGAGAUGGCCGAGCACUCCGGCAGCUUCGGAGCCUUCGCUUUCCUCCCCGUGGCCCUGGGCUUUGCUCUGGGAGCAGCUUUUGUUUUCUUCGCCGACCUGCUCAUCCCAGCACUGGGUUUCAGCGGGCCCCCCUCCACGGCGUUUGCCUUGAGCUGCGACCCACGAGCGGCGAAGGAGAAGUGCGAGCAGGAUCCUGCCUGCUGGCCGGAGCACGGGAGCGAGCUGUCCAUCCGGAUAGGUAGAGCUGGGCACCAUCCAGACAAGGCUGAGAACGGGGAGCCCUACCAGCGGAGGAGAGGUGUGGGGACCCCCCUGCCCGACGGCCCCCCAGUGUUCCCCACAGCCAGGGACGCUGCCCUGACAGCCAGCAGCAGCAGCUGGAGGCGAAUCCUGCUGAUGAUCCUUGCUAUAACCAUCCACAACAUCCCAGAGGGGCUGGCAGUGGGAGUUGGAUUUGGGGCUAUUGGAAAAUCAGCGUCUGCCACCUUCCAGAGCGCCAGGAACUUAGCGAUUGGGAUUGGCAUUCAGAACUUCCCCGAAGGCCUUGCUGUCAGCCUGCCUUUGCGUGGUGCGGGAUUCUCCACGUGGAAAGCGUUCUGGUAUGGGCAGCUGAGCGGCAUGGUGGAGCCCCUGGCUGGUGUCCUGGGAGCCUUCGCCGUGGUGGUGGCAGAGCCUCUCCUCCCCUACGCCUUGAGCUUUGCUGCUGGAGCCAUGGUCUACGUGGUCAUGGAUGAUAUCAUCCCCGAGGCGCAGACCAGUGGCAAUGGGAAGCUGGCUUCCUGGACCUCGAUACUUGGAUUCGUGGUGAUGAUGUCCUUGGACGUUGGCCUUGGGUAGGCAGCUCGCUGCUCCCCAGGAGAAGACUUCACAGCAAUUCCCAAUGGUGGCAUUUGGAACUGGACAUGCGUUAUGCUUUAGACUUUUUUUUUGUAUAUAUUUUUUUGAUCUGGUUGGUGUUGAUUUCCUGUAAUUUUAUAUAUCUCCUCCCCAUAACAUCAAGCCGAUGGUUUUCAAAGCACAAAUACGGGUGGUUCCUUGCAGGUCCUGGUUUCCUUUCGCCACCAGAUUUUUUUCUCCAAGAAGGUUGUUGCGAGACGCGUUGGCCGGGCUGCAGGUUUUCCUGCAGUUCUGGGGUGGUUUCUCUGAUUCAGGUCUCUCUUGGUUUUGAUCAUCCUUGUAGAAGAUUAGAAAUUCACUGUCGCGUGCUUAAGCCGGUCUGCGGUUAAGGACCAAAGUGUUUGAAUGCAGUAAACUCCUUAAGAGUCUCAAUUUCCACACCUGGCUUUGAAAGGCGGUGGAGGUGUUAGGACUGGGAUGACACGUGCAGCACCCUGGGGGCAGCAGGUCUGGUGGAUCCUGCUGUGCUGGGGGUUUGUCACGGUGUUUGUUGGUUGUUUCGGUGGAUGCAAAUAGUCCAAGCGAAUAAAAAUGAGUUUUCUUGGUAUUUCUGCAUGAGGAAAACACUGCGUUUUCCUAAACUUAUCUCCAAAGCAGGGCUUUGUUCCGAUGCAUUGUGGCUCAUCCAAUACCCAGAGGGCUUCUCUAGGGAAAAAAAAAAACCAAACAGGAGAGAAUAUCUGUGUUUUCUAGCACAUUCUCUGUGAGAAGGCAAUGUGUUACCAUCCACGUUGCUGCUACAUGAGCAUUGUAUGGCACAAUGCAUUUCUACCUGGGCCCGUGGCUGUGCCCAGCACUACGGAGCAGCUGCCAUUCUCCAGCUGCUGUGUCACUCUGAGCAUGGUGCUGUGUUACCUUGAGCCAGGACCAGCUCUCAUCCUGCUGAGCAGCAUCGGGAUGAAAUAACUCAUCAGUGUGCGUUAAUUAUCCAACCUGAAGAGCCAUGCACCACAUUUAUCUGCCUCUUCAUCCUCUUCCUUUCAAGCAUCUCCUAUCCAACAACCACGGGGUGGUUGAACCCUCGCUCAAGUGGGGAGCAGAAUGCAGGUGUGGGGAGGUCCACACUCUAGGGCUGUUCUGUUUUUCAGGAAGAGGAGCUAAUGAGGUCCUCCAGCAGGAGUAACUGAAUGGCCUGGCAGCAACUCAGCUGUACCUGCACCCAGCAGGGCUGCAGGAGGGCAGCAGGGUUGGGUGAGCUGAAGGAGAGCCAUGCACUUUUGUUUGGUUUGUUAUUUUGGUUGGAUUUCAUUUGUACUUCAUUUGUAUGUCACUCUGGAUGAUACAAAACUACUGUUUGCCAAUGGAUUUGACCUUUUAACUGUGAUUGGUUUCAAUAAAUGGGAAAUUCGGCGUUUGCACUGA